GUUUUAUAUUUUCCUUUUCGCACAUUUUAAAUUCACCAUACCGCAAGAACCUCCUCUAGCACCGGCCUUGUACGUUUUCGGAGAUUCAUUGCUCGACAGCGGAAACAACAAUCUUCUCCCGACAUUUGCUAAAUCAAACUACUUUCCUUAUGGGGCCGAUUUUGCGGGCGGAGCCACUGGAAGAUUCACAAAUGGGAAAACAGUGGCUGAUUUCAUAGCUGAGUUUCUUGGUUUGCCAUUUCCUCCUCCUUACUUGAGUUUGCAAAGAUCAAUGCUCAUCACUGGGAUGAACUAUGCAUCUGGAUCGUGUGGUAUUUUGCGUGAAACUGGCAAUGAUUUUGGAAAGUGUUUGAGUAUAUCGGAACAAGUUAACAUGUUCAACCAAACCAUGGGGAGGCAACUAUCAAGGUACUACAAGAGCCCAAAGGAGCUUUCAGAUUACUUGUCAAACUCCAUUUUCCUCAUUGCUAUAGGGAGUAACGAUUACAUCAACAACUACCUUCUUCCUAGCAUUUAUGAUACCAGUAGAAGUCACACUCCUGAAAACUUUGCUGAACUUCUUGUCAACACACUCUCAAUUCAAUUCCAGAAGCUGUAUGGAUUAGGAGCUAGAAAAAUGGUGGUAUUUGAGAUUGGGCCGAUUGGUUGCCUUCCCUUGUUUAAGCGCCGAAAUGAAGAAUGUGUUGACGAGUACAACCAGCUUGUAGUGAUGUUUAAUGAGCAGCUUGAAGCCAUGUUGAAAAACUUGAGCACAACUCUCCAGGACUCCCAAUUUAUACUCGGUCGUGCUCACUGGCUUGGCUAUGAUGCCGUCAAAACUCCUACUACAUACGGUUUGACAGAUCCAAGCAACCCUUGUUGUGUAACGUGGAGGCAGGGGGCUUCAGGAUGCAUACCAGAAAUGAAGCCGUGCCCUGAUGUCGACAAACACUAUUUCUGGGAUGCCUAUCAUGCUACUGAAGCUUUUUAUAGGACCGUUGCAAUGAUGUGUAUCAAUGGUACAUCUGUUUGCCUUCCAAAGAACAUAAAUGAUCUUGUCCGUUCCUGAAACUCACUCUCCUCCAAUGUUUUUCAAUCAAAAGACCGAAAGUUAUUGCAU
Messenger RNA from Cuscuta europaea, 1099 nucleotides. Lineage: Eukaryota; Viridiplantae; Streptophyta; Magnoliopsida; Solanales; Convolvulaceae. The record is from the annotation of a GenBank genome assembly.